UCCAUUUUUUUUCUGCGGAGUACAGGGAGCUGGUGAAGGAGAAAGACGAUGAAGCAGUGAUCAGAGCAGUCCAACGGGUGACACAGAGGUUGAGGGGAAAGUCAAUGGAGAAGAUCAGAGCCAGCUGACAGACAUCUUCAUGAGUCUGUGGCUCCAGAUGUGGCAGGAACAUCGAUGGAGAGACAUCCUGCCGAUGACGAGACCUGGGGUCCUCCUGGCAGUGAUCAGGAGCAGUCUUUACCUCACAAGCAAAACCAAGCUGCGCGGGUCAUACAGAGAGCGUGGCGAAGGCACAUCGACACCCACGUGUUCAAGUACUACAAGGACCUAAUCAGCUUUAGAAAAAAGGGGGACCCACGUCUGCUGCUCAGAUAUGUCAAUCCAAAAGAAGCAGAUUUGCUUGAUGCUGCUGCUGGGGUUCACAUUAGAUUUCGGCUUGGUGGUACAAAAUUUCCUCCAAGCAUCUACUACAAGAUAUUCACGCACCGCCCGAUAGUGGACAUGUGCGCCAACAGCCCCAAGGACUACACCUGCCCCGCAGCCAGGCGGCCCCUGCCGGGGCAAAUCCACAACCGCGGGCGGGCUGCGGGGCAGGAGGACCGCUCGGGCUGGUACCGGCGGGAGGAGAACAACGGCUGGAGGCUCCUCUCGGGCAAGAUUUGGUUAAUGGGCGACCCCGUAACACUGGACUCUGCCGCGAAGAAAACGGAAUUCCAUUACUCCAGGAUCCAGAGGCGCCAGGAAGUAGGGAGAAGGAGGAAGCAGAGGAAAAUUGACUGGAUGAAAAAGAUGUAUGAAGACGGCCUCCUGCAGGCCCGCACAGAGGACCCUGACGCGGCUCUGCUCGUGGACAAGGCCGCAGAGGGCAUGAUGGCGGCGGUGGAUCAGCUGGGGCCCAGCCACGUGCUGGAGUGGGAAGUGGACGAGCUGCUGGAGUGGACCAACUCCCUCAACUUCGAAGAGUACAUGAAUGGAUGGAAGGAAACAGCAAUGAGUGGUUUUUCAGAGUCCUAUAAAGGUUCGAGGCUCGUCGUCUCCCAGCACGACCAGUGCGAGUUCACGCGGUUCUCCCGGGAGGGCAGUCAGGCAGCCGCCGACUGCAGCGCCCUCACCUGUCACGUCUCCAGCCAGUACCAGUCUUACAGCACCCCCCUGCUCUCCAGGGCUAGCAUGGCAGAGCACGGCUCCCACAGCAGACAGAUAAAGCAGCUGCCACUUUAGACAGACAGGAGUAGAGUGUCCAGUGUGCACCGAAGUACAGCGCUCUCCCGUUAGGAGGCCAUGACAGCUUUCCCCUGCUUACUCAUGUUUCGGUUCGUGCCAGAAAACUGAUGGUGUUCUGAUGGUGAAAACUGAAGGGCUCUGGCUCUUCAUCAGGGUAAAUAUUUAACGUGAUUAAUCUGUUCCUUCAGGGUACUAUUUUCAACAAGAUAUAUCAAUGGUAACGAAGGUCUGAAAAUGUAGUACACGUUCAUAUGACCUGUCCCCGUUUUAAAUGAAAAUUAUUUUCCCCCAUGUUUGAAUUCUCAAUAUUUUACACGCGUUGCCCCAAGACACUGUCAUUUUCCAUGCUGAUUCCUAAUAAAGCUGUAUGUGGAGCUUUA
This is a messenger RNA of Lepisosteus oculatus (spotted gar), 1604 nucleotides long. It is a transcript of the gene c5h11orf65, whose product is annotated as chromosome 5 C11orf65 homolog. Lineage: Eukaryota; Metazoa; Chordata; Actinopteri; Semionotiformes; Lepisosteidae. The record is from RefSeq and is a predicted model, not a curated record.